Eublepharis macularius is the source of this 1686-nucleotide messenger RNA. Its product is annotated as E3 ubiquitin/ISG15 ligase TRIM25-like. Gene Ontology annotation, molecular function: protein binding; zinc ion binding. NCBI's taxonomy places the organism in Eukaryota, Metazoa, Chordata, Lepidosauria, Squamata, Eublepharidae. The record is from RefSeq and is a predicted model, not a curated record. Bases 1 to 1686 code for a protein of 561 amino acids. The transcript has 6 exons.
AUGAAGAAGUCUGGCUUUCUUUUCCUUGAGGAAAACAUUGUGUGUCCAAUAUGCCUUGAGGUGUUCAGAGACCCUGUCACUACAGCUUGCGGGCACAACUUCUGCAUGGAGUGUCUGCGGGAUUACUGGGAUCACAAAGCUUUGACUGGGGAAUGCCCCUACUGCCCUCAGUGCCGGGAGUCAUUCAACUCAAGGCCUCAGCUCCGCAAAAAUAUAACCCUGGGAGAAAUUGCCAUGAGAUUUGAACGAGAAGAAGCUCAGGGGUCAAGGAAGCUCCCCGUAGCAGGUCCCCAGGAUGUCCCAUGUGACUUCUGCUCUCCCAGGAAACUCAAAGCUGUCAAGUCUUGCCUGCAGUGCAUGGCAGCUUUGUGCGAAAACCACAUCCAGACCCACUAUGAAGACAAGACCUUUAAAAACCAUCAGCUGGUAGAACCUCUCAGUGACUUGAAGACCAGUGUGUGCCUGAAGCAUCACAAGCUGUUGGAACUGCUUUGCAAAACAGAAGGCAAAUUUAUCUGCCAGGUUUGUGUCCGGGAGGAGCACAAGAAUCAUGAAGCCGUCUGUGUAAAGGAGGAAAGAGCCAAGAAAGAGAUGGAGGUCAAGAGAAUUCAAGCCAAUGUGGAAAACCAGAUUUUGAUGUUGGCAGUAGAUGGUCAGCAACACAGGGGCAGAGUGAACUACCUCUUGAAAGUGGUGAAGACGGCCAGAGAUGAAGUGAGCCGGACCUUUGCUGAGGUAUUCAAGGAGCUCAAAUGGCUGCAGACCAAACUGAUGGACUUCAUAGAUCGCGAAGAAAGAUCAGCUUUAGUGGAAAUGGGAAACUCCAUUCAGGACAGGCAGGAGGGACUGGACAGUCUCAAAAAGCAGAACUUCUGGCUGGCAACGCUGGUUGACGACCCGAGUGAUUUUCAGUUCCUGCAGGACUUCCCAAAAAUAAAGACAAUGUCAGGUUGCACAGAAGCUUUGAUUGGUCUGAAAUGUGAGGAACCCACCAGUUUUGUAGGGCUCAAACAGACACUGAGUGACUUGAAAUCGCAGUUAUCCAUGGUUGGACUCUGCUUUAUCAACAAAGUCCUUCAGAAAGGGAUUACAAUGGUACGUUAUGAAGUGAUACCAGAACCUAUGGAUCGAAAGAGUCUUCUCAAGUAUUACUGUAACCUGAAUUUUGAUGCCAGCACAGCCAACGAAGAGCUCUUUCUGUUUAAGGAGACCCACUCUGUGCUGAACAUGGGCAUCCUGUUGGAGAACUAUUCAAAACCCAGCCAAGGAUUCAACCACUGGCCACAGCUCUUGUGCAGCCGCAGCCUUUGCGAGGGCUGCCAUUACUGGGAGGUUGAUAUUUCAAAUGCCUGGCUGUGCUUAGGGGUCACCUACAACUACAGGCAUAGAACCGAAAAAGGGUAUAUGUUCUACCUGAUCGGUAGGAAUAACACUUCAUGGUGCCUAGAGUGGGAUUCGAUAAAAUUUUCUGUUUGGAACAACAAUAUCCAAACCGUGGUAAAAGGCAACUUCUACAAAACCAUUGGGGUCUUGCUAGACUAUGCAGCUGGCUCCUUGACAUUCUAUGGCAUCGCCAACACCAUCAACCUCAUCUACCGUUUCCUCACCACAUUCACGGAGCCACUGUACCCAGCCGCUAUGGUAAGCAGUGGGGCCUCUAUCACUUUGAAGCAGCAUCCAGAGUAG